Molecule: messenger RNA, 1203 nt
Organism: Pestalotiopsis fici W106-1
Lineage: Eukaryota; Fungi; Ascomycota; Sordariomycetes; Amphisphaeriales; Sporocadaceae
Exons: 1
Coding region: 1-1203 (400 amino acids)
Biological process (GO): carbohydrate metabolic process
Cellular component (GO): extracellular region
Molecular function (GO): cellulose binding
Source: RefSeq, a predicted model, not a curated record
AUGGCAAAUUUCUAUCUGGCAGGUCUACUGGCCUGCUUGACGCAAGUAGCCGCUCACGGUUAUGUCAAGAACAUUGUCAUCAACGGAGUUUCCUUCCAGGGCUACGAUCCGACGGUCUUCCCAUACCAGUCAAACCCACCCAUCGUGAUCGGCUGGACGACAUCGCAGACAGAUCUUGGCUUUGUCGAUCCCGGGUCUUUCGGCGCACCAGACAUCAUCUGCCACCGAAGUGCCAAACCAGCUGGAGGCCAUGUCCGUGUCGCAGCAGGUGACUCUAUCGCCUUGACCUGGAACACCUGGCCUGAUUCGCACCAUGGGCCCAUCAUCGACUACCUGGCGCCGUGCAACGGGCCGUGCGAGUCGGUCGACAAGACAACCUUGCGCUUCUUCAAGAUUGACGGCGCCGGCAAGGCGGACCCGGCGGCCACUGCCAGUCCGGGGUACUGGGCCGACGAUGUCAUGAUGGCCGACGGGCUGACGUGGCUCGUCAAGAUCCCGGCGUCGGUCAAGCCCGGCAACUACGUCCUUCGGCACGAGAUCAUUGCCCUCCACAGUGCCAACCAGGCCAACGGCGCUCAGGCCUACCCGCAGUGCUUCAACCUCGAGGUCGUGGGAUCUGGUACUGAUGCGCCUACGGGCGUGCUCGGCACUGACCUGUACAAGCCCACCGAUCCGGGCAUCUUGUACAAUCUGUACACCACGCCUCAGCCAUCGUACACGGUGCCCGGGCCGGCCCUCAUUGCGGGCGCGAGUUCGAGCGCGGCCCAGUCGAGCUCGGCCAUUACCGCCAGUGGUACCGCGACGGUCGGCUACACCUCGACGACAAGCAGCACCGCCAGCUCGAGUUCCAGCUCCACCAAGCCAACCACUUCAUCCUCGAGCACCAGCACCAGCACCAGCAGUAGCAGCAACGGUGCGACGGCCACGACUUCCCGCUCAACGAGCACAAGUGUGCCCGUCACAACCACGGGUUCUUCAUCCAGGACCAGCACGACCACGACACCGACCCAGACGUCCUCGUCCUCCAGCAGCAGCAGCAGCAGUGUCUCGAGCACAGCGGCUAUGCCCAGCUCGAGUCUGGUGCCUCUAUACCAGCAGUGCGGCGGCAGGAACUGGGGUGGCGGAACUCAGUGCGCUCCCACGCACGUCGCUUGCCAGUACGUGAAUGACUAUUACUCUCAGUGCACCCUGGUUGCCGGAUAG